This is a messenger RNA of Schistocerca piceifrons (Central American locust), 513 nucleotides long. RefSeq lists its product as uncharacterized. The record is from RefSeq and is a predicted model, not a curated record. NCBI's taxonomy places the organism in Eukaryota, Metazoa, Arthropoda, Insecta, Orthoptera, Acrididae. The coding region runs from base 1 to 513 and encodes 170 amino acids. The transcript has a single exon.
AUGGUGACGGCGUUCCGCAGCGACGACCCGACCGUCCUCCCCACGCGCCGGCCGGCCGCGAGGGCGCGCUGGUGGCGGCGUCGGCGUCGGCUGCUCAGGCGUCGCGGCGCGCCGUGCCUCCAGUCGGCCGAGCGUCGCGUCGCGAGCCGCAGCCGCCGCCGCCGCCGCCGCAGCAGCAGCAGCAGCAGACACGGCAGCAGCCGCCGCACCGCCUGCCACCUCGCGGCGCCGCCGCCAACUAGCGAGCGCCGCGGCGCACGAGCAGCGCGGCCGCCGGCGAAUCGCGCCGGGCGCCGCGGCCGCCGCGCGCUGACGACCGACCGAACGCCACGAGCGUCGCCUGGCCCCGGCCGGCUGCCUGGCCGACCACUGUGCCCUUACGUGACGCGCCGUGACGACUCGCGGCCGCGCGCCGCCGCAACACCUUCUGGCAUGACUAGUCGCGCACGCCCGCUGUCGCUGUCCCUGUCGCUGCCGCCGCCGCCGUGCUGCUACUCGUCAGUGCGCCGGUGA